AAUAUUAGAAAACUUUAGAAGCCACAAAAAAAACAUUGAUCUACGAGCUUUCAUUUCCAAACACACAAUUUCAGUAUUUCUAUGUGGUUGCUUUUAAGAUAGAAAAUGGACAACAACUAUUGUCAUCUGAACAAUACAAAAUAAAAGAUCUUUUGACGUACGAAGAAGCAAUGACAUCGAAAGAUUCAAAACCUUACAUUGCUGCUGUAAUAAUGAACGAUACCCAAAGAAACGAAACGCAAUUUACACUUGGUGAUGGUCGAUAUACUAAUGAACCAAUAAAAGUGUCAAAUAAGUCACGACGUUUUUAUAAUGGACCGUUGGAGCCUGGAACGAGCUAUAGAGUUUUUCAAAGAGUCAUUGUUGACAAUGAAGACCAAUAUUCUACAGAAUGGAGUGACGCCUCUGAAACUAGCCGACCUAUAGGAAGACUAACUGUACUAACGAACAUGACAAGCAAUAAUGUUGAAGCAAAAAAAGGUGAAACGGUCAGCUUACUAUGUUCUGCGCAAGGCGAACGCCCACUGACUUUCUCCUGGACAAAAAACAACAAAUCAAUACAAAGUUACGUUGAUAAUCACGCUCACUUUCCAGUUUCAUUCAUUAUCGUGCAUGUCAAGGAUGAAGAUGAUUUCGGCGAAUAUGUUUGUCAUGUACAAACUAAAUUUGCAAGCACUAACUAUUCAAUUGAAAUAAUUCAAGAGGCAAAACCAGAUAAGCCCAAGGAAAACGAGAGAAACUUUUUAGCAGUGUUGAUCGUCUUCGUCAUUUGGCUCGUGGUUUCAUUGGCAAUAAUCUUUUAUAUGAUGUGUUGUCGUCGUAGGAGCUUCUCAAUUCAAGAUCAAAAUGACGGUGUACGUGGAAUGAAGUUAUUCUCGAGAGGUUUCGGGGCAGAGCGCUUGCAUGACGAUUUGUAAUUUACAAGUCAUUUAAGCUCCUGUUAAAAGCAAUCCAACUGUAACUGCGGCUAGACAAGUACUACAGUAACUAUUUAUUCUAAGUCUAUAACAAUGAUUACAACCCAAUCCUAACUAUAUCAUGUAAAGAUGAGGAAAAGACGCCAUCUUGAACGGUGGCAAAAAGCAAAGUACUCAGUGAAAAAUAAGUAAAAAGAAAAUUUAAAAAACUAUAAUUUCAAGCACCAAAGUACAUAGAAGAAGCAUAUUUCAGUCGUACAUAUCGUAAGUUUUGUCACCUUUCAAGAUAGCGGCUAACCUCACUCUAGAAUUUGGCGCAGUAAAGUAUCUAAUAAACUGGGUUCUAGGUCUUUAUAUAACAACAUUGUUGAUUAGCUUGUAACAACAAAGCCUUCUUUUCGUGUUUUUCUUAAUAAUAUAUCGAAUACGUGAUACAAAUAAACUAAAUUUGCAACUAGUAAA
Xenia sp. Carnegie-2017 is the source of this 1379-nucleotide messenger RNA. RefSeq lists its product as uncharacterized. The transcript is spliced from 5 exons. Lineage: Eukaryota; Metazoa; Cnidaria; Anthozoa; Malacalcyonacea; Xeniidae. The coding region runs from base 171 to 917 and encodes 248 amino acids. The record is from RefSeq and is a predicted model, not a curated record.